This is a messenger RNA of Mycena indigotica, 909 nucleotides long. Its product is annotated as Carnitine/acyl carnitine carrier. The record is from RefSeq and is a predicted model, not a curated record. The coding region runs from base 1 to 909 and encodes 302 amino acids. Gene Ontology annotation, biological process: carnitine transmembrane transport; mitochondrial transport. Lineage: Eukaryota; Fungi; Basidiomycota; Agaricomycetes; Agaricales; Mycenaceae. Gene Ontology annotation, cellular component: mitochondrial envelope. Gene Ontology annotation, molecular function: O-acyl-L-carnitine transmembrane transporter activity. The transcript has 9 exons.
AUGAGUGAGGUUCCGGUUGAGGAGACAAAGACCUCCGCCGUCGAUUCAGCCAAGUCCUUUAUCGCGGGUGGCUUUGGAGGCGUCUCCGCUGUUCUUGUUGGUCAUCCCUUUGACCUAACCAAGACACGUUUGCAGACCGCCCCCAGCGGUUUAUAUACCGGAGCGAUAGAUGUUGUGAAAAAGACGGUCGCGAAAGAUGGUAUAAGCGGCAUGUACCGAGGCAUGGUCCCCCCAUUGCUUGGUGUUACGCCGAUAUUCGCCAUGUCGUUUUGGGCCUAUGACGCGUCGAAAAAGCUCAUUCUGGCAGCAACACCCAAUAGGACAUCUGAUGUUUUGUCUACUCCUGAGCUUGCCGCUGCUGGUUUCCUCUCGGCAGUACCAACGACCCUCGUGACGGCGCCAGUUGAACGCGCCAAAGUCUUGUUGCAGGUGCAAGGCCAAGGCGGUAGCGAGCAGAAAUACAAGGGCGUAUUCGAUGUUAUGAAGCACCUUUAUCGCGAAGGAGGAAUGAAGAGUAUCUUCAGAGGCGCUGGGGCCACCCUCGCUCGUGAUGGUCCUGGAAGUGCAGCGUAUUUUGCGGCUUACGAGGUCACGAAGAAGGCGUUAACCCCCGCUGGGUCAUCACCCUCCGAGCUUAACCUUGGUGCGAUUAUCGUGGCGGGCGGAACCGCUGGCGUAGCCAUGUGGGCUCUCGCAAUUCCCCCUGAUGUUCUCAAAUCAAGACUUCAAUCCGCGCCAACAGGAACAUAUAAUGGUCUGAUAGAUUGCGCACGAAAAACCAUUGCGCAGGAUGGUGUACAAGCCCUCUGGAAAGGAUUUGGUCCAGCGAUGGGAAGGGCAUUCCCUGCUAAUGCUGCUACUUUCCUUGGGGUCGAAGCGUCCAGAUAUGUCAUGGACAAAUUCUUCUAG